Messenger RNA from Fraxinus pennsylvanica, 384 nucleotides. The record is from the annotation of a GenBank genome assembly. NCBI's taxonomy places the organism in Eukaryota, Viridiplantae, Streptophyta, Magnoliopsida, Lamiales, Oleaceae.
AUGUUUGAAAGGACGACUGGGGGACGUAACAAAGAAGAUCUGAAAAAUGCUAUUUCUAUGGAAAAUGAUCUGAACACUAUUGCAAUAUUUUAUGAGUCUCUAGCAUCCAUUCCCUUUGGCUCGAUGGUGAUUGUCUUCAUAAUCUCGGCAUUUGUUUCUUUCUCCCUGGCACUUCUUGGUACAGUUGUUGGAAGAAACUGGAGCGGUGCUCCAAACAAUCCAUGCCGAGUGAAGACCAUUCCACGACCAAUCCCUGAGAAGAAGUGGUACUUGACACCAUCUGUAGUUUCUAUGAAUGGAGGAUUGCUUCCCUUUGGCAGCAUAUUCACUGAAAUGUACUUUGUUUUCACUUCCUUCUGGAAUUACAAGGAGUUCAUGCUAUAA